Musa acuminata AAA Group (dessert banana) is the source of this 405-nucleotide messenger RNA. RefSeq lists its product as uncharacterized. Bases 1 to 405 code for a protein of 134 amino acids. The record is from RefSeq and is a predicted model, not a curated record. The transcript has 2 exons. NCBI's taxonomy places the organism in Eukaryota, Viridiplantae, Streptophyta, Magnoliopsida, Zingiberales, Musaceae.
AUGGCGCUAUACGGGACCUCUGAUGUCCUGAUGUGUAGAGUGUUUCCCACCACUCUGAGAGGGCCGGCCCACACGUGGUUCCGCGGCUUGAAGACUGAAACGAUCGCGUCCUUCGACCAGCUCGUCAAUGACUUCGAGCUCCACUUCAUGGCCUAUGCACGGUCGAAGCCUUCCGCGGCACUGCUCCUUGGACUCAAGCAAAGGGAGGACGAGCCUCUCUCACAUUUUGUGGAUCGCUUUGCCAUGCAAAUUCGGGGCAUGCGACCUUCCAGAUUCCUCUGGUCCCUCGUGGAGCGACCUCCCACCGCGGUGCCAGAGAUGCUCCAACGGGCUAGCCGGUACAUCACAGCGGAGACCUGGGCAGCCGGGAGGAGAAGGGACGACUUCCGGCUGCCGGCCCCAUGA